UUUGUAAUCUUUCAUGAUAAUAAAAUAAGCUUAAAAUAUAAGAGAGAAUUCUUGGGCUUAGAAGGAUAUUUUUCAGCUUUUGGACAUUUUAUUUCUGGAUAUCUCUGGAUAAAUUCUUCUGUGAAGCAUUGCUUGUAUCAUCAGAGUAUUGUGGAGAUAAAGGGUAAGAAAUAUGUAAUAACAUUUAACUUUCUGAUUUUUGCAGCCUCUACAUCUGCAGAUAUUGUCCUUUUGGUUGACAGCUCUAAUAGCCUGGGAAACAAGGCGUUCCCCUCUAUGAAGUCUUUUAUUAGCAAAAUGAUCAGUCAUUUAACAGCGACUCCUAACCAAUACCGUAUCGCACUUGCCCAGUACAGUGAUGAUUUGCACGUUGAAUUUCAGCUGGACGUCUAUAAAGCAAAGAACCCAAUGCUGAAUUAUGUAAAAAAAAAUGUUGUAUUCAAGGGUGGUUCAGUAAAAACUGGCAAUGCCCUUCGAAAAGUUCACAGGACCUUUUUCAAAGGACCAGUUAGUGGAAGAGACAAAGAACGAAUUCUGGUAGUCUUGACUUCAGGGGCAUCAGAGGAUGCUGUAGUAGAGCCUGCCACGAUCUUGAAAAGUGAUGGGGUAAAAAUCAUAGCCAUGGGGACUCAGGAUGUUUCUCCUCAAGAAUUGCAGUCAAUGGCUACAUCUCAAUUUUCUUAUAAGUUUCGCACAGUGAGGGAUCUCAGUAUGUCUUCUCCAAACCUGACCAAGAUCAUCGAGGAUGUUAUUCAAACAGAUAUUAAUGGCAUAAUACCAACAGAUAUAACAGUUCCUGAGAGAGACGUUUGUAAGAGUGAUUCCGUUGCUGAUAUUGUGUUCAUAGUAGAUGAGGGUGUUUCAAAACCAAAAGCUGAAGAUAUUAAAAAGUUCCUGCAAGAUACAGUCUCCUUUCUUGAUGUGAGGAAGGAUUGUACAAAGAUUGGCCUAGUGACAUACAGCAGUGAGUCACAUGUGUUAUCUUUAUUAAGCGAAGAAACAAACAAAACUGCUAUUCUGCAGAAAAUACAGGACUUUUCUCCAAGGGAAGGGAAGGCCAACACCGGUGCUGCCAUUAAUGCUACAAGGCAAAGAGUCUUCUCUGGAAGCAGAAGGGCCCAAGGGAUAGAGCAAAUAGCCAUUCUGAUCACCCACAGACCCUCUGAAGAUAACGUAAGAAAGGCAGCUCGUGGUCUUCGGAGAGCUGGCGUGACAGUAUUCACCAUAGGCACUGAAAAUGCUGAUUACACCCAGUUAACCCAGAUAGCAUCAUAUCCUCAACAGCAAUAUGUUACUAAGCUGACGGCAUUUUCUGACCUGCCAAAAAAAGCCAGAACUUUACAAAAGAAACUCUUGAAUCAAAUUCAGGACAAGCUGUAUGUCCAGUCUGAAAGAAAAGAACUACUUAAAGCAGGAUGUGUGGACACAGAGGAAGCUGAUAUUUAUGUCCUCAUUGAUGGCUCAACAAGCAUUGAUGCUGCUUCCUUCGGAGACAUCAAAAAUUUUUUGAAGGAAGUGAUUAAGAUGUUUAACAUAGGACCAAAUAAAGUUCGCUUUGGAGCUGUGCAGUUCUCAAAUGAGACAAGACUGGAGUUUGAAAUUGAUGAAUACAGCAAAACAAAUGAUUUAGAGAUGGCCUUUGACAACAUUAGGCAAAUAUACGGGGAUACCUAUAUUGGAAAAGCAUUGACUUUCAUGCAGCCACUGUUUAAAAAGGCAAGGGAACAGAGAGCUGGCAGGGUGCCUUGUUACCUCAUUGUCCUAACAGAUGGGGUGUCACAUGACAGUGUGAAGGAGCCUGCUGAGAGACUGAGGAAUGAGAAGGUUAAUAUUUAUGCCAUUGGUGUAAAAGGUGCAAAUGAAGCACAGCUCCAUGAGAUUGCAGGGUCAAAGAGCAGGACUUUCUUUGUGCAAGAGUUUGACUUCUUGAAAAACAUAAAAAAUGAAAUUGUUCAAAAGAUCUGUUCUGGAGAAGCCUGCAAAGAAAUGACAGCUGACAUCAUGUUUCUAGUGGACAGUUCUGGAAGCAUAGGACCAGAUAACUUUUUGAAAAUGAAAAACUUUAUGAGAGAACUGGUGAACAAAUCUGACAUCAGUGCAAACCGAGUGCAGGUUGGGGUUGUCCAGUUCAGUGGCAAACAACACGAAGAGUUCCAGCUUGACCGAUACUCUUCAAAAAGUGACAUUUUCAGUGCUAUUGAUAAUAUGUUUCUUAUAGGGGAAAAUACACUAACAGGAAGCGCAUUGACAUUUGUGUCUGAUUAUUUCAAGCCUCCCAAAGGUGCACGUCCGGCUGUCAAAAAGUUUCUUAUCCUGAUUACAGAUGGGGAAGCACAGGAUGAAGUAAAAAGUCCAGCAACAGCCUUACGUGAUCAAGGUGUUAUUAUCUACUCUGUUGGGGUGUUUAAUGCAAAUAAACCUCAGCUGGAAGAGAUUAGUGGGAAGCCUGAGCUGGUUUUUUACGUCGAGGAGUUUGAUAUUCUGAAGCACAUAGAAGAUGAGAUCAUCUUUGGAAUAUGCAGGCCUCAUGAGGAAUGCAAGAGGAUAGAAAGAUUAGAUGUUGUGUUUGUUAUAGAUGGAUCUGGGAGCAUAAGUCGUGAAGAAUACCAGACCAUGCAAGACUUCAUGAUUGACUUAGUGAAAAAAUCUGAUGUCGCUCCAGAUAGAGUUCAGUUUGGAGCUGUAAAAUAUUCUAAAGAACCGGAAACGUUUUUCUACCUUAACCAGUACCCAACAAAAUCCAAGAUUGUUGAGGCUAUCCAGAAUGAUAGCACUAUAGGAUAUUCAACGUACACAGCCAAGGCAGUUGGCUAUUCGGAAGCUCUGUUUGCUCAGGAGCAUGGCGGCCGCAAAAGCAAGGGAGUUCCACAGAUUCUUAUAGUGAUAACAGACGGUGACUCCCGUGAUGCAGAACAGCUCAAUGACACAGCCAAGAGAUUAAGAGACAAGGGAAUUAUUAUCUAUGCUGUUGGGAUAAAAGGAGCAAAACCUGAUGAGCUUUUGGCCAUGGCUGGAUCAGAAGACAAAUAUUACUAUGUGGAUACAUUUGAAGGACUCAAAAACACAUCUGUAGCAAUAUCAGAAAAAAUAUGUGAUGAUUCAAAACCAGAGUGUGAAAUUCAAGUAGAUCUUGUUUUCUUGAUUGAUGGUUCCAAUACUAUAUACCAAGAUGACUUCACCACAAUGAAGAAUUUCUUGAAAGAUAUAAUAGAUCAGAUUGAUUAUGAUGACAAUGUUCAAAUUGGCAUUGCCCAGUACAGUGACAGGUAUAAAAGAGAAUUCAGCCUGGGUGCUUAUCAGAACAAGUCAGAACUGAAGAGUCAAAUUCAGAACAUUAAGCAGAUGACAGGAACUAGUACUUUAAUUGGAGCUGCACUUAGGAAGGUGAAGGAAUUCUUUGCACCAGCACGCAGCAGAAGAGUAACAAGAAACGUCCAACCAGUUUUGCUGGUAGUCACUGAUGGGGACUCGCAUGAUGAUGUUGCUGAACCAGCAGAAGAUCUGAGAAGGGAAGGUGUUCAUAUAUAUGCUAUAGGAGUUGGGAAAAUUGAUCACUUGCAGCUCACGCAAAUAGCUGGCGUCCCGGAAAGGAAGUACACUGUUAAUGAUUUCAAUGAACUGAAGAUUAUUAAAAAAAGACUAGUUGGUGACCUAUGCAAACGUGAUGUUCCUACAACUUGUUUUGUGGAUAUUGUUAUGGGAUUUGAGAUCUCUUCACAAAAGAGAGAUGACAGUUUAUUCCAUGGACAGUACCAGCUGAAAGCAUAUCUUCCUGACAUUCUAAAAGCCCUCACAUCCCUAAGCAGUCUGAGUUGCAAUGUGGGGACAAAGACACAGAGCAGCGUGGCAGUUUACCUGAACAACACCGUUACACCCGUGUCUUCAAAGUUCCAAUUUGACAGUGAGAAAAUAUGGAUCAGCCUGAGAGAGAUCCUGAUCGACAAACCAUCUCGUCUUAAUGUCAACUUCCUGGAGUCACUCUGGAAAACGUUUCCUAGCAAAGCUGAUGAUCAAAAUCGAAGGAAGGUUUUACUGGUAUUUUCAGAUGGUUUGGAUGAAGAUGUAGAAGAACUAGAACAAAAGUCAGAAGAACUUAGAAAAAAAGGAUUGGAUGCAUUGAUGACUGUUGUUCUGGAAGGAGCCUCUAAAUUUGAUGAGCUUCAGUUCAUUGAGUUUGGAAAGGGAUUCGACUACAUGACUCAAUUAACUAUUGGCAUGAGCAAUAUCGCCAAAGCACUGUCCAAGUAUGUGACUAACGUUGCUGAAAGGACGUGCUGUGCUGUUUUUUGCAAGUGCAUUGGGGAGGAAGGUGGAAUUGGACCCCGAGGGAAUGAAGGAAAUGAAGGUUCAAGAGGACUGCGUGGAACAAGGGGAGAGCAAGGGAAUAAGGGAUGUGAUGGUAGUAGAGGUCCUAAAGGAUUCCAAGGAAUAUCUGGUGAAAAGGGAGACGACGGGGACAACGGGAUUGAUGGAAUUAAUGGAGAGCAGGGAUCACUUGGGUAUCCAGGAAAGAUGGGAGAAAAGGGUGACCCAGGCUACAUGGGCAGUCCAGGGCCAAGAGGACUCCCUGGUGAGCGUGGUGAGAGGGGCUUACGAGGAGAUCAUGGUAACCCUGGAUUGGACAAUGACAUAAAAGGGUCGAAAGGUUCAAAAGGAGAACAGGGAAGACAGGGUGAAAGAGGACCAAUGGGCUCACCAGGGUCACCAGGCUCUCAGAGAACCACAGGAACAAAAGGUCGAAGAGGAAUACCAGGUCCACAGGGACAAAAAGGGAUUAAAGGUGUGAAAGGAGAGAAAGGAAGUGAAGGAAAUAAAGGUCUUCAGUGUGAACUGGGAACUGCAGGUCCAAAAGGGAGUCCUGGUAGUCCUGGGAUGAGAGGAAAUAAAGGAGAAUAUGGUGAUCCUGGAGAGAAAGGACAGAGAGGGCCACCAGGUCAACGGGGAAUUCAGGGAGACAAUGGUGCUGAUAGAUAUGGUGAACCAGGAAAGAAAGGAGCAAAGGGACAAAAAGGAUUCACCGGAGAUAUUGGACAGAAGGGUGAAAUUGGAGAAACAGGAUUUCCAGGAGAACUUGGACCAAUAGGAAUCAAAGGACAAAGGGGUCCUCCAGGUCCUCCUGGUCCAGAGGGAUUUCCAGGGGACAAGGGAUUUCCAGGACCCAGGAAUUCCUUUCUUUCUCCUUGUUUUGUUUCUGUUCUGCAGCCAUGUGAAGUCAUUGACUAUGUGCGCAGACACAGUCCUUGUUGGCAGGAAAAACCAGAAUGCCCAGUAUAUCCAACGGAACUAGUGUUUGCUUUGGACAUAUCCCAGGAUGUGUCAUCCCAGUUAUUUGAAAGAAUGAGAGAGAUUGUAAUAUCAGUAGUGAAUGCCACCAAAAUUAGAGACAGCAACUGUCCAGUGGGAGCUAGAGUCGCUGUUGUGUCCUACAAUUCCAACACUCAUUAUCUGAUCCGCUUCUCCGAGUUCUACAACAAGAAUCAGCUCCUCAAAAAACUUAAUAAUCUGACUUAUGAGAGAUCCUCAAGCGAACGGGAUAUUGCCAGAGCAAUGGGAUUCGUUGCCAGGAAUGUUUUCAAGCGAACUCGCCAAGGUCCUAAUGUGAGAAAAGUAGCAGUGUUUUUCAGCAAUGGGCCGUCCUCAGAUGAAUUUUCUAUUAACACAGCAGUUCUGGAGUACACUGCAUUUGAUAUUGUUCCAGUAGUUAUCGCUUUUAAUGAUGUUCCCCUCCUCAGUCGUGCUUUUGCGAUGGACGAUACUGGAUUCUUCCAGGUAAUAAAUAUUAAUCAAGAGGAUGACUAUGAGCCAUUCUUGGAAACAUUUCAGCGCUGCACUCUUUGUUAUGACAAAUGUAAACCAGAUGAGUUUUGUGAACGCCGCAGAUUCCGAUCACCACCGGUAUAUGUGGAUGCUGCUUUCAUUUUGGAUAGCUCACAGAAAAUGAGUAGUGCCGAAUUUGAGAACGUGAAAAACUUCUUGAGCAGAGUACUUGAUAACUUUGACAUUUCCUCUGAGCCAGAGACUUCUUCCACAGGUGAUAGGGUGGCUGUGGUGAGCCAUGCUCCCCCAGGUUUCAAACCUCAAAAGGGGCAGAACCCUGUAAAGAAAGAAUUUGACUUCUUCACCUACAAGAAGAGACAGUUAAUGAAAAGACAUAUCCAAGAAUCUGUUCGACAGCUGAAUGGAGCAGCUGCUCUUGGCCAUGCCAUACAGUGGACAAUUGAUAAUGUUUUCUUAACUGCACCCCACUCCAGACAACACAAGGCUAUUAUUGUUAUAUCUGCUGGAGAAACAAGUCAGUGGGACAAAGACACAUUAAAGGAGGCAUCUCUGAGAGCCAAGUGCCAAGGAUAUGCUCUGUUUGUAAUUUCAUUAGGACAUGUAUAUAACGACAAGGAAUUGGAAGAGAUGGCUAGUAUUCCCCUGGAACAUCAUUUGAUUCAGCUGGGCAGAGUUCACAAGCCUGAACUUGAAUACGUAGUGAGGUUUAUGAAACCAUUUGUGCAUCUCCUCAGGCGUGCAAGGAACAAAUAUCCACCAGUAGAGCUCAAGAGAAUUUGUACCAGAGCUCGCUCUCAGAAACCAGAAUAUGCACUAAGGGGCCAACCACAUGUAGCUAUCAUAGAUGACAGUUGGUCAGGAGGUGAUGCCAUAGCUGAUGCUGAAUACGCUGUUUCUGGGCAUGCAACACUAAUGUUCCAGGAUGACGUAAGCAAUGUCCUCUAAACACCAACGGUUUUGCCAGCAGUACACAUCAAUCCUUGGUAACUACCGACAUAAUGGAGAAUGCUACCAAAACACACGGAAGGAAAGAUAACAUGGCUGGAACCAAAACGUUUUAAACAAUGAAAUGGUUAAAUAUGGCACUGGGCUGAAGAAACUAACUAUGCUGCAUGGUUCUGACCUAUAAAAAUUCCCAUUGCUGCCUCCUACAAUGGUUUAUUGGUGGAAAUCAUGGAAGAAAUGUGGACAUGAUCUGUGAGAUACAGAAUCAUUUUAUUCCUUUAAGAAAUGGACAAGACUGUAUUUUAAAAAACUUGAAUAUCUCUAUCCCUAUGCACAUAGGGUCUGCUCCUGUAUAGUACUGAAUGUGCUCAACUCCCAUUCACUUCAGAGGGAGGUGAGGACACUUGGAAAUUAACAGGGUCAGGCCCUUAAGGAACUGUCUAGUCUCCAGGUCAGUUGUGCUUUGUUGGAGUUGGCUGGCAAGACGUGAGGCAUGAAUGUGUGUAACACUCUCCUCUUUCAAUGAGUAAACUGCAGUGCAAAUUCUUUUCAGUGAAACUUUACUUUCCAUAGUCCUUCUACAGGUGUAAGUUGCAUUGUCUAAAGAUAGGAAGAAGGCUUAUUAGUCACUGCUGUGCUUUUCCAGAUAGAGUAACUAUGCAAUUGGUGACUGAAUUACUUCUUUUAGAUCAAGGAGAACUCUAAAAGAACAGUGUGUCUUUAACAUGGAGCAUCUCGUCUGCCUUAAAACAAAACAAAACA
Messenger RNA from Chrysemys picta bellii (western painted turtle), 7485 nucleotides. The record is from RefSeq and is a predicted model, not a curated record. NCBI's taxonomy places the organism in Eukaryota, Metazoa, Chordata, Testudines, Emydidae.